Messenger RNA from Alnus glutinosa, 1352 nucleotides. RefSeq lists its product as uncharacterized. The record is from RefSeq and is a predicted model, not a curated record. The transcript is spliced from 6 exons. Gene Ontology annotation, cellular component: nucleus. Bases 332 to 1162 code for a protein of 276 amino acids. Lineage: Eukaryota; Viridiplantae; Streptophyta; Magnoliopsida; Fagales; Betulaceae. Gene Ontology annotation, biological process: protein import into nucleus.
UUUUAUGAAUUUUCAUUCUUCUUGAUGCCCAAAGGCCAAAGCAACUCACCGCGACAGCAGUCGGCGGGAAUGAAAUUGUCACCGGUAUUUCCCUAAGGAUUUAUUUUGUCAAUGGAGGUUUUGGCAUCCUCGAAAUUGCCGAAUUAUCAGUAAUAUUCCAUUUUCUCAGAUCUUUACAUUUCUUCCUUCCUACUAAAUAUCUCUAUUUCUUCCCUAAAAAUCCUAAACACUUAAAAGCCUGUUACAGAAACAUCAGGUCACAAAUAUCACAUUCGUUACGCUUUACGACCUUCCAUCUCUGUCUCGCAUGUAGUUGUCUUUUCGAAUUUGCAUGGAGAGAAAGGAGAUGAAGGAAGGCUCGGAGAGAGAGAGGGAAACGGAGGAUGAUGGAAGCUCAAAUAGGCCUUCUCUUAAAACCCGCCGUCACUUCAAUAAUUACGACUUCUGGAAACGCAAGCUUAGAGAGAACUGUUACAAGAGGGUCCGAGAGGACCGAACCCGCUUGCUUUGGAAAUUGAGGUUGCCCUCUAACACUGCUUUUCAUUCUCUCAAUCACAACCAGAACCAAACGGACUUAGUCAAAUCUACUUUUGAGGACAUAGUUUCUGAUGAACUCAAAAAGAUUAAGGACUCAUCAAUGAAUGGUUGUUUGAAGUUUCCAACUUCUUCCCCCGAGGCCAAUGAUGUGUUAUGGGAAUAUGAUGGCCUUCAUAAUGCUUAUGAAGGCGAAUGUGAAGAAAUUUUGUUAGAAAUGCAAAGGAUCUUUUAUGAGGAUCGUACGGCAGAACCAACUAGAAAAGAACCUGAUAGACAUAUUGAAACGUGGGAAGAUGAAGAAGAUGAAUACUUGGCCCGUGCAGUUUAUGAGCAUAUGCAGCUCAACGAUGAGCAGGUAAGCAAGAAGAUUUGGUGCCCCAUAUGCAAGCAAGGAGAGUUGCUAGAGAAUUACUAUCUCAUAUAUUGCACUCUUUGUGAACUUAAACUCAACAAAGGCAAUGAGGUAAACUUGGAUUUGUUGCGGGUUCGGCUAGCAGAAGUCCAUGCAGAACAUCUUGAUCGGGGUUGCAGAUCGAAACCCAAGUUUUGCAUGGAGACAAGAUUUGAAUUAACUGCGUUGUACAUUUGUUGUGUGAGUUGCAAGAUAUUUGAGGUUGUAAUAUAGUAUCUAUACUCCAACUUGAUAAUUAUAAUUUGAAUAUAUUCUCAAGCCUUCUGAUCUUGUUUAGUUGUCUGUCCUAUCAUUUUGGUUAGCUUUGAUUGAGACCUUUACCCACGAUUGCUACUGUCAAGUUGUGGGCUGGAGCCCAAUGUCAGUGUAACCGUUUUCUUCAGUUAUUUGAGGUUGUUUUUAA